This is a messenger RNA of Ruditapes philippinarum (Manila clam), 2091 nucleotides long. RefSeq lists its product as uncharacterized. NCBI's taxonomy places the organism in Eukaryota, Metazoa, Mollusca, Bivalvia, Venerida, Veneridae. The record is from RefSeq and is a predicted model, not a curated record. The transcript has 2 exons. Bases 47 to 1210 code for a protein of 387 amino acids.
CUUUGAAGUCAUCCGAAAUAGUGGGUAUAACGCUUGGUGUUCUAGUAUGUGUUAUUUUCGCCCUCAUUGGACUCGUCUAUGCAGUGAGUUGACUCGUCAAAAUAGCAAAGACAGUGGUUAUGAGAAAACACCUCCUUUGGACAAGAAAAUGAAAGGAAGCAACAUAAUAAUAAACUUACCAUAUGAUUACCUGUGUGCUACUGCCUUUACAAAUGAAACACAAGAUACAACAGCAUCGCACUGCGUUCCUUCAGGAACCCCUGACAAAUCAAUGAUAGUAUCUGAAAUGUCAAGAGAUGAUGAAACAUCCAUAGGCGACUAUCCUUUACAACUUAAUACUCUUAAGUGCACAUCUGCGGAAAGCAUGUACUCAUGUAAACAAGACAACUGUGUUGGCGAUUUAUCAAAAAAAGAAAACACAGACCUUGUUGAAUGCGCUAAGCAGUUGUCAAAUUGUAUUGAUACAAAUCAUAACAAUAUUUCUAUAUUGCCCACUAAGUAUGUUUGUCUUGAAAACAACAUAGAAUCAGUAGCACACAAUGAUGAUAGCACUGACAAAUCUAAUCCUUACAUUACACCAACACACCAGUAUUUAUCCAGGGUUCAAUUACAUUCGUUUUCUACGGAUAUAUUCAAGCAAGAUCAUGACCAAGAGCAACAAACAGAUACAUGCAAUUUACCCGAUCAGUCUCAAAAGUGCGGAAUAAUCAGAUCUAUCAAUGCAUCAAAUUACGUUCCUUUUGAUGCCACAAGUUUCAUACCAUCUCAACCUGACACUGACAAUGCCGGAUCGGAAGAUACUGAAAUUCCAGAAAGUAGCGAUUCGAUUGUCUCUCCUAAACUAGAUAUUGAUUUGACGUUUUUGUCCGCUUUCGGCAAUGCACCAGGAAUGAAUCCGGAAUCGCCAUCUUUUUCAACGAUGACUGAGUCUGUUAAAAAUGCCACUUCUAAUGAUGAUGCCUAUUCCUCUCAAAUCCCUGUUGAAUUUGACCAGAGGAAAGAUUCAGGUACUGUCGCCGAUUUGGAUACAAUCGAUGAUCACAACCAGCUUCAAUAUUGUAUUAAAUAUGCAUCUGACGAAGAACAAAAUCUAAGUUCUGUUCCGUCAUCUGAUGAAGAGACGCCUUUCUGCAGCAGCCAUGAACAAAAGCCUAAAUCAAAUUUUACAAGCGAUUACGUUCCUCAUUCGCUUGCAAAUAUUGUCCAAUAGAAAUGUCAUUCACGGGAUCCCUUGAGAGAAAACAGUCAAGAUGCAAAUACUGACACGACCAAACAUGCCAAAUAUAAAGAUGAUAUGGAAUUGAGCAAUUAUUCUCAUUAUGUAGCUGGACAAGAGAGCAGCAUACCGUUGUCGUCUACUCACACACAACGCUCGGCAUGAAUCAAGGGAUGCAGAAACCGUAUUACUAUGGCAUCAAGUGCUCAUAGAUUUUCAGCAAAUAUUGGAAAUGGCAUUGUUAGGUAUAUCGAUAUAUAUACAAACAUUUUUUUAAAGAACAAGAGAACAAUAUAACUUUUAUAAAUACAUAACACAUUUUGAAACAUUGGAUAAAACACAGGAUUUCUUAAGGCAUGUAAUGUUUUACUUGGAAAUAUUGUUCAUGGUCAUAACUGUAAACUAUGUAUACUAUGUAAAAAAUAGUUUAUAUUGUCUUUGCUGUAAAUAUUGUGCCAAAUAAUGAUAUAUUCAGUUUAUACUGUACAAAACCGUAAACAUUUAUAACGAAUAUAUAUUUGUUUAUGAUGAUCAUAAGUACAGUAUAAUAUCUGUUUGUUAUAUAUUUGUGUAUGCUUUCUUUCCCAACGGUAAUAAUAAUUAUCACCAACUGUAGACGUCCAUCUAGGAUAUGAAUGUAAUGUAUCAAUUCAAAUUUGAGUCUAAACCUUGUGCGAUGUAUGAAUGUUAUUUUUAUCUCUAAAAGAGUUUUUCAUAUACAAAGGAGAAAGGAAAUAUUGUAAAUAAUUAGUUUAGGUUUACUUGUAUAUACAUGAUCGUUUUUAUAUAUGUCAAGCGAACUUGCAGUUCAUUUUCUAUUGUUUCAUGUUGUUUACUUUGUAUUGCUUCUUUAUUAAAUAGCUUGUGUGGAAAAA